Messenger RNA from Symbiodinium sp. CCMP2592, 1209 nucleotides. The record is from the annotation of a GenBank genome assembly. Lineage: Eukaryota; Dinophyceae; Suessiales; Symbiodiniaceae.
AUGACGAUCGCCAUCACAAUGAUGUUCUGGACCUACGAGUACAAGCACAUCCGGCCAAGCGGAAGGAUUGCGCGCCACGGGGAACGGCUGACCCUCUGUCUCUGCAUUGCGGUCAGCGACGAGCAGCCCCAGGGCCGCACAACAGCAUCGCAAGCGAGAGCAUCGCCCUACUGUAUCUUUACGACCCGCUACGGCACGAGCACCAAUGCCCAUGGAGGUUGGUAUCUCAAGCGCGUCGGCUCCUUCACCAGGAUCACGCCACGAUUCAACAUCAUGGGUAAAUACGGCACCUACGUCGGCACGCACCCCAAGAAGAAGGGUCACGACAUCAUCCUGCAGUUUGGUAACAGGACCCCAGCCCUCCAGCCCAACUGCCGUGGUGCCGACAGCAUGCAUGCCGCCAACGGCUCGACCCCCUCUCCGAGCGCCGCCAACAGCCUCGCCGACGCAUUCAAGAGAGCCGCACACAGCGCGGAGGAGAUCCCGUUGCCGACUGUCGUGGACCAGGAUGAGGUCGCGGAAGCCACGGUUCCCGACACGUGCCCAAGAGACACACCAUCGGGCCCAGCCGACGACGGGCGCGAGGUCCAGGUACGCGAAGAAGAGGAGAGGACCAGCGACCUGCCAGGCAACGGUGCUAUGUGCUCUCGACGCGAAGGUCCUGUGCCUGAGGAGGGAGACAGAAUCAUGGUCAUGAAAGAAGCUUGGUUGCAGCUCGUCAUGAACCGUUUAAAGACUCUGGAGAUCCGCGGCGCACCGGCUGCGUUGGGGAGAACUUGGCUGGGCUGCAAUGGCCAAAUUCACGGAGCAGCCAACAUCGUCAACUGCAGCAUCAUCACGGAGGCAGACUUCCAAGCCACAAGAGCGCAGCACAGGCACUUGGGAGAAAUGCCCAACUACAAGAAAACGUACGCCCUGGCUUUGCAAGAUGUGACGCAGCUCGAGCCAAGCAUCGACUACUAUCGGCUGCCAGCCACAUCGCCGUGGGCGGUGUUUCGCACCGGACCAACUGGCAAAGCGCGUCGGUCGGGGGCGCAGAAAAGAACUUUGGAGCAAGCGCAUGACACGAAGCCAUGCGAAGACGUGCCGACGGAGCUCCGAGCCGAAGCCAGCCCGUUGCCGCUGACAUCCGGCAUGGUGGACCAAGAAGAGCCUUCGCUCGGGGCAGGAGACCGGACGGACGAGCAUGACGACAGGAACAAGGAGUGA